AUGGGUAGAGGGGCCUCAGUCCCACAGGGAGGUGAGCAGGGUGGGCCUGAGGUGGUAGCCGGGGCCAGAGCAGAGUCCCAGUCCUCAGAGCUGUAUGGCAGCCUGUCCCCAACUGUCACCAGUGGGAAGGGGCCAGCCCUCAGCCGCACCGGCUCUAGGCUGGCCCUGAGCCUGGUGUCAUGUCUCUGGGACCCAGGGGAGAGAAAAAAGGCUCUGGAGGAGAUGAUUGGAUAUUACCGCUUCUGUAGCUCUUGUGAAGAAUUUCGGUCAUGGAUGAAAGACAAAGAGAAUAUUUUUCGGACUCUUCAGCCUCAAGCAGACAACGUGGAGGUCAUGCAGCAGAAAUAUCAGAGCUUUUUAACGGAACUGGCUGCAGGCAAAGGCCAGCUGGGAGAUAUUGAAAACUUAGCUGCUAAAUACGGAAAGAUCAGUCCCGGCAAAUAUUCUGAGAUCCAGAUUUGGCUGGAAGAGAUCAACAGCAGGUGGGAACGCAUGGAAACUCUGAAGGAGGAGAAGGGCUCUGAGCUGAUUGGAGUGGCUGACGUGAAGACGUUUCUUCAGGAUUGUCAGAGCAUAGGAGUACUACUGCAAGACAAAAUGGUCCAACUCGGCGAUCUGGAACCAGGGAACUCUCCUGCUGGGCUGGAGUCAGACAAGCGCAAGCUGUGUACAGUUGAGAGAGAGGUCCUGGUGAUAGAGAGGAAAAUUGAAUACUUGAGGAGCGUUGCAAAAUCGAUUAAGGACACCAACCCUGCAGAGAGCAGGGCCAUCACUGAGCAGGUGGAGACCAUGGAGAGGCUUCUGGCAAAGCUCAAGCUGGAGACCCAAAAGAAGCAGGACAUUCUGCAGCGGGCACAAAAUCAACAGUCCUUCCUGCAAGAGAGCCGCAGGCUUCUGUUGUGGGCAGAAGGCAUUCGGGAGAAACUGAGCAGUGAAGAAAUGGGUGUAGAUGUUGCUUCUGCAGAGCAAUUGCUGAAGGAACACCAGGACCUGCUGAAAGAAAUUAGGUCUCAGAAAGAAAGAUUUGUGCAGCUGGAAGAGCUAGGCCGCAAAGUAAUCCACGAACAACCCAGUAACGGCAGGACCGCAGAUGUCCACCAGUCCAUGGAGAGGCUUGCUGAGGAGAACAAAUUGCUGGAGAAAAUGUGGGAACAGCGACAGAAGAAGCUGCAGGACGGCCUGGAACUGCAGAAGUUCAAUAGGGAGGGAGACCGUAUCAAUGCAGCCCUCUCUGGCCAUGAGGCCUUUCUCCGGGGAAAUGACCUUGGGGACCAUGUAGAUGCUGUUCGAAGCCUGCUAAAGCAACAUCAGCAAUUUGAACAAGUGCUAAUGGUGCUGAAGAGACGAAUUGAAGCCCUUAAUGAAAAUGGAGUGAACCUAAUAGAGAAUAGACACUUUGCAUCUCAUGUUAUUGAAGAGAGAAUGAUUACUCUCCGGCGAAGGUGGGAGCGGCUGAUAGAAAGCAAUUCCAAGAGAAAACAGAAGUUGUUGGAUUCCCUAGAGCUGCAGGAGUUUAAUCGUGAUGCUGCUGACCUUUUGAUCUGGAUGGAAGAGAAGUACAAGAUUGCAUCAGAUGAAUCCUAUCGUGAUCCAACAAAUGUUCUACGCAAACUGAAGUGGCAUGAGGCUGCUGAGAAGGAAAUGAUGGCUAAUGAGGAGCACUUUGCAACACUGAUAAAUAAAGGAAAUCAGCUGAUUCAAGACAACCAUUAUGCUGCAGUUUCUAUCCGGGAGAAGAUGUCAGAACUUCAAAAGAAGUGGAAGGAAUUGUAUGGCAAGAUGAUAGAGCGAGGUGACAAGCUGAGACAAGCUGGGCAGCAAGAACAGCUCAUGGAACUGCUCCAGGAUGCCAAAAAGAAGAUAGAGAAAAUUGAGAAAGUUCUUCAGGAAUCUGAGACAGGCCAUGAUUUGCGCUCCAGCCGUGAUCUACUCAAGCAGCACAGACAGCUGGAAAAUGAGACACGUGAGCUGGCAGAGAAAAUGAACUCUAUUGUAUCUCAUGCAAGGAAAAUGGCCACCAAUCACUUUGACUCUCAGAGGAUUCUGGAUGAAACACAGAAAUAUCUGAACAGGUUUGAGUCUUUGCAAGCACCUCUUGAUGAGAGGCGUAAGUUGCUGGAAGCUUCUGUGGAUCUCUAUGAGUUCUACCAUUAUCAUGACAUGGAACUGAACUGGAUUAAUGAGCGAUUGCCUAUUGCCCAUUCUACCAACUGUGGGAAGUCCUUGGAUGUGGCUCAAAGCCUGUUGCAAAAACACAAGGAACUGCAGGCAGAGGUGAAUGCCCACAAACAGCAAAUCCAGCGGGUCCUGGAUAAAGGAAAGACAAUGGUUGUAGGCCGGCAUCCAUCAGCUCAGAAAAUAAGUGAGAAGUGCCAGGAGCUUGUGACUGCCUGGCAGGGCUUGGAGAAGGCCUGUGAGGAGAGGAUGAAGCAGCUGCAGCACUCAGUUGGCUUCCAGGAGUUUUUAAUGAAUACUUCAGACCUGGACGCUUGGAUAGCAGAAAAAUAUCCACUUGUGACAAGCAAGGACUAUGGUAAGGAUGAAGAUUCAACUUUGAAACUCCGCAAGAAACAUAAGGCACUGGAGCAUGAGAUUGCCAUUUACCAAAAUUUGAUGACAGAACUGAGUGAAAGUGCCCAAACUCUUUGUGCGGGCUCCACCCAGUAUGUUGAGGUUGAUGCACCAAAGGAACAAGUUCAUUCCAGGCUCCAGGAACUGCAGGAACUAGCAGCAGCAAGAGGGAAGAAGCUGGAUGAGACUCUUGUGUUGCAUGAGUUUCUACGAGAAUAUGAAGAUCUGCAAGACUGGAUCACUCAGCAGAAACAAAUAGCCAGCUCUGAAGACUAUGGAAAUGAUUAUGCACAUGUCUUGCAACUUUGUGCCAAAUAUGACACGUUCCGACACCAGUUGGAAGGAGCUGGGAAAAGGGUUGUGGUUUGCCAGCAGCUGGCAGACAGCUUGGUCAACGGUGGGCAUUCUGAGUCCCGGGAGAUUCGGCAGAAGCAGAAGGAGCUAAGGAACUCCUGGGAGGAGCUCUUGGAAAUUACUAGAUUACGAGGUGAGCGGCUGAGAGAUGCUGAGGUGAUUCACAAGUGUUUCCAAGAUCUGACAGAUGCUCUGGCCCAUAUUGAGGAGAAGUCCAAAAGUAUUCCAGAUGAUGUUGCUAAGGACAUGAGAGGUGUGCAAACCCAGCUCCGGAACCAUGUGGCCCUGGAGCAUGAACUCUCUGGGAAUGAGCAGCAGCUGCAGGAGCUGAUCCAUUCUGCAGAUCACGUGCUGACCCAUUGCUCAAAGAAGCAGGUGGAAGACCUGAAAGCAAAGCAGCAGGCAAUUGUGACCAACUGGAGGGCCCUGAAGUCUAAAGUGGAACUGCGCAAGAAAUUGCUGGAACAAGCACACAAGCUUUACCAGUUUCAGGCACAUGUUUGGGACUAUUUCUCAUGGACAGCAGAAAUUAUCAGGGAAAUGAGAGCCAAGGAGACAAUUCGGGACAUAUCUACCAGCAGCCUUAGACUUACCCAGCAUCAACAGCUACUGGCAGAGAUUGAAGCACGAGAAGAGAAGUAUAAUCAUGUUGUACAGGAAGGACAGUCGCUCUUGCAAGAUGAGGAAACAGGAUCAAAAGAGAUUCAGCAGAAACUACAGGCUCUGUUGGAAGAGAAGGAAAAUGUAUACAAUGAAUGGAAACAGAAGAAGGAAUGGCUGGAGAAAAUACACCAAGAACAAAUGUUCUACAAGGAUUUGGAUCACCUGGACAAGCUCCUGAAUUCACAGGAGAAAGGAAAUCAGCUGAUUCAAGACAACCAUUAUGCUGCAGUUUCUAUCCGGGAGAAGAUGUCAGAACUUCAAAAGAAGUGGAAGGAAUUGUAUGGCAAGAUUAUAGAGCGAGAUGACAAGCUGAGACAAGCUGGGCAGCAAGAACAGCUCAUGGAACUGCUCCAGGAUGCCAAAAAGAAGAUAGAGAAAAUUGAGAAAGUUCUUCAGGAAUCUGAGACAGGCCAUGAUUUGCGCUCCAGCCGUGAUCUACUCAAGCAGCACAGACAGCUGGAAAAUGAGACACGUGAGCUGGCAGAGAAAAUGAACUCUAUUGUAUCUCAUGCAAGGAAAAUGGCCACCAAUCACUUUGACUCUCAGAGGAUUCUGGAUGAAACACAGAAAUAUCUGAACAGGUUUGAGUCUUUGCAAGCACCUCUUGAUGAGAGGCGUAAGUUGCUGGAAGCUUCUGUGGAUCUCUAUGAGUUCUACCAUUAUCAUGACAUGGAACUGAACUGGAUUAAUGAGCGAUUGCCUAUUGCCCAUUCUACCAACUGUGGGAAGUCCUUGGAUGUGGCUCAAAGCCUGUUGCAAAAACACAAGGAACUGCAGGCAGAGGUGAAUGCCCACAAACAGCAAAUCCAGCGGGUCCUGGAUAAAGGAAAGACAAUGGUUGUAGGCCGGCAUCCAUCAGCUCAGAAAAUAAGUGAGAAGUGCCAGGAGCUUGUGACUGCCUGGCAGGGCUUGGAGAAGGCCUGUGAGGAGAGGAUGAAGCAGCUGCAGCACUCAGUUGGCUUCCAGGAGUUUUUAAUGAAUACUUCAGACCUGGACGCUUGGAUAGCAGAAAAAUAUCCACUUGUGACAAGCAAGGACUAUGGUAAGGAUGAAGAUUCAACUUUGAAACUCCGCAAGAAACAUAAGGCACUGGAGCAUGAGAUUGCCAUUUACCAAAAUUUGAUGACAGAACUGAGUGAAAGUGCCCAAACUCUUUGUGCGGGCUCCACCCAGUAUGUUGAGGUUGAUGCACCAAAGGAACAAGUUCAUUCCAGGCUCCAGGAACUGCAGGAACUAGCAGCAGCAAGAGGGAAGAAGCUGGAUGAGACUCUUGUGUUGCAUGAGUUUCUACGAGAAUAUGAAGAUCUGCAAGACUGGAUCACUCAGCAGAAACAAAUAGCCAGCUCUGAAGACUAUGGAAAUGAUUAUGCACAUGUCUUGCAACUUUGUGCCAAAUAUGACACGUUCCGACACCAGUUGGAAGGAGCUGGGAAGAGAGUUGUGGUUUGCCAGCAGCUGGCAGACAGCUUGGUCAACGGUGGGCAUUCUGAGUCCCGGGAGAUUCGGCAGAAGCAGAAGGAGCUAAGGAACUCCUGGGAGGAGCUCUUGGAAAUUACUAGAUUACGAGGUGAGCGGCUGAGAGAUGCUGAGGUGAUUCACAAGUGUUUCCAAGAUCUGACAGAUGCUCUGGCCCAUAUUGAGGAGAAGUCCAAAAGCAUUCCAGAUGAUGUUGCUAAGGACAUGAGAGGUGUGCAAACCCAGCUCCGGAACCAUGUGGCCCUGGAGCAUGAACUCUCUGGGAAUGAGCAGCAGCUGCAGGAGCUGAUCCAUUCUGCAGAUCACGUGCUGACCCAUUGCUCAAAGAAGCAGGUGGAAGACCUGAAAGCAAAGCAGCAGGCAAUUGUGACCAACUGGAGGGCCCUGAAGUCUAAAGUGGAACUGCGCAAGAAAUUGCUGGAACAAGCACACAAGCUUUACCAGUUUCAGGCACAUGUUUGGGACUAUUUCUCAUGGACAGCAGAAAUUAUCAGGGAAAUGAGAGCCAAGGAGACAAUUCGGGACAUAUCUACCAGCAGCCUUAGACUUACCCAGCAUCAACAGCUACUGGCAGAGAUUGAAGCACGAGAAGAGAAGUAUAAUCAUGUUGUACAGGAAGGACAGUCGCUCUUGCAAGAUGAGGAAACAGGAUCAAAAGAGAUUCAGCAGAAACUACAGGCUCUGUUGGAAGAGAAGGAAAAUGUAUACAAUGAAUGGAAACAGAAGAAGGAAUGGCUGGAGAAAAUACACCAAGAACAAAUGUUCUACAAGGAUUUGGAUCACCUGGACAAGCUCCUGAAUUCACAGGAGAUUUAUUUGAAAAGCAGUGACCUUGGAAGCUCUGUGGAUGAAAUAGAGCAACUGAUAAGGAAACAUGAGGCUUUUGAGAAGCUUCUGUCAUCACAGGAUGAGAAGAUGAUGUCUCUUCAAGAACAGGCAAGCAGGCUAGAAAAGGUUGGUGGAUUGGAUGUACUAAAGAUCCAGCACAAACUGAAUGCCAUUCGUGAGAGGAAGCAGCAGAUCAAGGAUCUGUCCCAGAGUAGAAGAGAGAAGCUGCAGACCGCCCUUCUUCUGGCACUUUUCUACCAGAACUUGGAAGAGGCAGAAAACUGGAUCAGUGAGCGCAUGCAGAAGCUGGAGGAUCCUUCUGUACAAGACCCCAGCAAUCUGCAGGACAAAAUGAAGCUGCUGCAGAAACAUCAGGUCUUUGAAGCAGAGAUUCUAGCAAAUGAAGAGAUCAUCACAGCUGUUACUGAGAAAGGAGAAGCCCUGGUAUCAAAAGGCCACCCAAAGUCAGGAGAGAUCCGUCGCCGAGUUCACGUGCUUCAGGAGCUUUGGGAGAAGUUGAAGAGAGCUGUUGCUUCCCGUGGAAAGAUGCUGGAGGACAGCCGGGACUUCCUGGAAUUUCUUCAGAAGGUAGACCAGGUGGAAGCCUGGAUCAGGGAGAAGGAAGUCAUGAUCAAUGUAGGUGAUCUGGGAAAUGACUAUGAACACUGCCUGCAGCUCGUGAAAAAGCUGAAUGAGUUCCGUGGAGCAACAUCAGGGGAGAUGACAGUGGAUGAUGCUCACAUCAGGGCUAUCAAUGCCCUGGCCGUGAAACUGGAGAGACAGAACAAGGAAGAAACAAAGACAAUAUAUGAGCGCCGCAAGCAGCUCAACGAGAAGCUGGAUAUUUGGAAAAUCUUGGUAAUGGUAAAGAUUUAUUUGAAAAGCAGUGACCUUGGAAGCUCUGUGGAUGAAAUAGAGCAACUGAUAAGGAAACAUGAGGCUUUUGAGAAGCUUCUGUCAUCACAGGAUGAGAAGAUGAUGUCUCUUCAAGAACAGGCAAGCAGGCUAGAAAAGGUUGGUGGAUUGGAUGUACUAAAGAUCCAGCACAAACUGAAUGCCAUUCGUGAGAGGAAGCAGCAGAUCAAGGAUCUGUCCCAGAGUAGAAGAGAGAAGCUGCAGACCGCCCUUCUUCUGGCACUUUUCUACCAGAACUUGGAAGAGGCAGAAAACUGGAUCGGUGAGCGCAUGCAGAAGCUGGAGGAUCCUUCUGUACAAGACCCCAGCAAUCUGCAGGACAAAAUGAAGCUGCUGCAGAAACAUCAGGUCUUUGAAGCAGAGAUUCUAGCAAAUGAAGAGAUCAUCACAGCUGUUACUGAGAAAGGAGAAGCCCUGGUAUCAAAAGGCCACCCAAAGUCAGGAGAGAUCCGUCGCCGAGUUCACGUGCUUCAGGAGCUUUGGGAGAAGUUGAAGAGAGCUGUUGCUUCCCGUGGAAAGAUGCUGGAGGACAGCCGGGACUUCCUGGAAUUUCUUCAGAAGGUAGACCAGGUGGAAGCCUGGAUCAGGGAGAAGGAAGUCAUGAUCAAUGUAGGUGAUCUGGGAAAUGACUAUGAACACUGCCUGCAGCUCGUGAAAAAGCUGAAUGAGUUCCGUGGAGCAACAUCAGGGGAGAUGACAGUGGAUGAUGCUCACAUCAGGGCUAUCAAUGCCCUGGCCGUGAAACUGGAGAGACAGAACAAGGAAGAAACAAAGACAAUAUAUGAGCGCCGCAAGCAGCUCAACGAGAAGUGGAACAGUUUCCAUGGUAACCUGAAUGCAUACAGGAAGAAGUUAGAGGGAGCUCUAGAGAUUCAUGCCCUAAUCAGAGAAAUUGAUGACAUCACAGAGAGAAUUACCGAGAAGAGUGCACUGAUACAAGCACUGGACUAUGGGAAAGAUGUGGAAAGUGUGGAAAACCUGAUCCGAAGGCAUGAAGAGAUGGAGAGAGAAAUCAGCGUUAUUAAGUCCAAAAUUGAGCCAUUGCAAUUGGAAUCUUUCCGCCUUUCCACAAGGAAUCCAUCCAUAAAUGACAAACUGACUAUGAAGCAACAGGAGAUGAAAAACAACUGGCUACGACUCCAGGGACAGGCCAAACAAAGGAAAGAGAAGCUGGCGGCCUCGUAUCAGUUGCAGAAGUUUAACUUGGAGAUGAAGGAGAUCCUGGAUUGGACCCAAAACAUGAGAGGCUUAAUGGAAGCAGGGGGGCUUCCUAAAAGCGCAAAUGAAGCGGAAAGCAUGAUUGAGGAGCAUCAGGAGAGAAAGGAGGAGAUUGAAGCACGGGUGGAAAGAUUCAAUUCUCUCAGUAACUAUGGUCAAGGACUUGCCAAUUCUGGUCACUACGCAACCCCUGAGAUUCACCAGUCCCUCUCCAGACUGCAGCAAGCCUGGGCUGAACUGAUCCAAGUGUGGCAGGAGCAACAUACAAAAUUGCUUCAGGCACAAGAUUUGCAGAAAUUCUAUGGCUAUGUGGAACAGACUGAGAGCUGGCUGAGCAGCAAAGAGGCUUUCUUGGCCAAUGAGGACUUAGGGGACUCAGUGUCUAGUGUGGAAAGCCUACAGCGGAAACAUGCGCAGUUUGAAAAAGCCCUGGAAGCUCAGAUGGAGAAAAUUGAUGAGAUGGCUUCAUUCGCUCGGCAGCUAACGCAGAACAAGCAUUAUGACUCGGAUAACAUCACCAACAGAUUCCAGGCUGUUCUGAGGAGAAAAGAGAAACUGCUGGAGAAUGCUGCUGCUCGCAGACAUCUGCUAGAGGAGUCAAGGCUUCUGCAGAAGUUUCUGAGGAAUUCCUUUGAGGUGGCUGCCUGGAUCAACGAGAAGAAUAGCAUUGCCCAGGAUGAUAGCUGGAAGGAUCCAAGCAAUCUGCAGACCAAACUGCAGAAGCACCAGACUUUCCAAGCAGAGAUCAUGGCCAACAGAAAUCGCCUGGACUCCAUCAAAUCUGAAGGGGAGAAGAUGCUCCGUGAGAGGCACUAUGCCCCUGAAGCCAUUCAGUCCAGACUGCAAGAAAUGGAAGAGCUGUGGGAGGAACUGGUAGCAAGUUGCCAGGAUAAACGGGCCAAGCUGCAGGAUGCUUACAAGGGCCUUCAUUUUCAGCGAAGCGUAGAGGAUAUGGAGAAAUGGUUGGAAGAUGUGGAAAAUGAAUUGAAAGCACCAUAUAGUGACAACGAUCUGGUGGUUUUAAACAGUCAUCUGAAGAAACAAGAGGAACUGGAGGAAGAUAUUGCUGGCCAUAGGGACCGGCUACAAGAGCUUGUGGUCACAACUCAACAAUUCCAGAAGGAGAAGCAUUUCCUUGCUGAUGAACUAGAAGAGAGAGUGGAUCAACUGGUGCAGAGAUACAAAAGUCUACGUGACCCUCUGCAGGAGAGACGUGGGAGUCUGGAGGCAAGCAGACUUCAGUACCAGUUCUUCCGAGAUGUUGAUGAGGAGUUGGCCUGGGUUCAUGAGAAGCUUCCCAUGGCUUCCUCCAGGGAUUAUGGCCAAUCCUUGGCAACCGUUCAGAGUCUACAAGAAAAACACCAGAAUUUGGAGAAUGAGAUAAGCAGUCGGGAUGCUUUGACCAAAGCAGUGCUCAGUACAGGGCAGAAGCUGGUACGGGGAGGCCACUCAGCCUCUAGAAAGAUUAUGGAGCAUCUGAAGGAGCUUGAGGCUUCUGUAGAAACCUUGAAGGCAGAGGCUCAAGAGAGGAGACAGCGGCUCAUGCAGUCAUAUGAGGCCCAUCUGUUCCUGAAUGAGCUUCUGGAAGUGGAGGCAUGGCUGGCAGAGAGGAGCUUCAUUCUGGAGACCUCUGAUUAUGGGAAGAAUGAAGAAUCCACACAAGCUCUACUGCGUAAGCUUGAAGCUACCAAGCUGGACAUGGAUGGUUUCAGGCCCCGGAUCGAGAAAGUGCAGGAGACAGGUGCCAGCUUAAUAAACAAAGACAGCCCUGAGAGUCCAACCAUACUUGCAAAGCUCCAGGGGAUCCUAGCAGACUAUCAGUCUCUCCUGCAGAAGGCUGAGACCCAGAGAAAACGCCUGCAAGAGCAAUUCCAGCUCUAUCAGUUUGAAAGAGAAUUCCAGCUGGUGGAUGCAUGGCUUUCCAGUAAACAGUCUGUAGCAGAGUCGGAUGACUAUGGGCAGGACCUAGAUGAUGUUGAGGUACUGGAGAAAAAGUUUAAAGAUUUUGUAAAUGAGGUGAAACCUCUGGGACAUUCCAAAGUUGUCUCCUUAAAUGAGUUAGCAUCUAAACUAGAGAAGGAGGGCCACAGCAAGAUGGACAUUAUCCAGAAGAGAACAAAGCAAAUCAAUGAGACGUGGGAGAAACUAUGCCAUGCUAUCCAGGCAAGGACAGAGAAUCUAACAGCAGCCCGGCAAGUUCACCAAUACGAUCACGAUGUGGAUGAAAUAAAGGGUUGGAUGCAGGAGAAAGAGGCCGUGGUGGAUAUAGAUGAUUAUGGAUAUGAUCUUCCAGGUGUACAGACACUCCUCAGCCAGCUUGAGGGAGUAGAGAGAGAUCUAGGAGCCAUCAUGAAAGAGCUGGAGCGGAUUCGGGGGGAGGCUUGGCACCUCAGCCGCACGUACCCUCAAGUCAAGGAAAACAUUAUGGAGAGACUCACAGAGGUGGAUGAGUCCUGGGAAAACCUGGACAAGAAGUUUCUGGAGAGGAAGGCAAGACUCAGCCAGGCAGAACAAGUCCAGCUCUACUUCAAUGACUGCAGGGAACUGAUGGCCUGGGCCAACGAGAUGCACGCGCUGGUGAUAUCCGAGGAGCUGGCAAACGAUGUGCUGGGAGCUGAGCUGCUCAUCAAGCGUCACGAGGAAUACAAGCGGGAGAUAGAGAAACAGUGGCUGAAAUAUGAAGAAAUGCAGCGGGCGGGAGGUGACCUGAUGAAGAACGGACAUUUCAUGUCUGUGGAGAUUGAAGAAAAACUCUUAGAGCUGUCAGAGCUGAUGAAGAAGGUAAAGGAGAGCUGGGAUAUGAGGAAAGAGUUAUAUGAAGAAAACUGGGAGAUUCAAUUGCUCCGCAGAGAGCUAGAACAAGCAGAAGCAUGGCUGGCUGCCAAGGAGAGCUUUCUUUCAGAUCCUAGCUAUGGGGAUUCAGUGUCUGAAGUAGAGGAAUUACUGAAGAAGCACCAUGAUUUUGAGAAGAUGCUUGCAGCUCAGGAGGAGAAAUUUGCUCAGCUCAGCAGGAAAACUAAGAGGGAGAUGAAUCUUCUGAAACAAGUGGACACAGAAGAGAGUGAGCAGAAGGAUAGAAGCAAAGUUGUACGGGUUCCCUCUCUGAAAAGAAAAACGUCUGACAAAAGGAAUACACCACCAAAAGUGACAGAGACAAAGAGCACACCACCAGUCCCGCCUGUGCCCUUACCCAGCCUGUCCUUGAGGGCACCACUCGAAACUAUUUUCUCCCCCGUUGAAAAGUCUCCAUCAACAUUCCAGCAGUUCGCUGCUGGGGGAGUCCCAGAAGCGCUGAGCAGCAACAAGACAGAAAUGAAAGCUGAGAGGAGGCUGAGUGAGAUCCUCACUCCACCUACACCAAAGACUGUGGGUCCACCAGCUACGGCUUUGGAAAGCCGCAGUUCUUUAAGCUCUCCUCUAUCGCCCACUCCCACAGGCCAGCCCCGCAGCAGCACUCUGUCAGAAUCCUACGCCACAGGCCUUCUAUCACCUCAGGAAAAGAGUGCUAGAGGCUCCUCUUUCUUCAACCUGCAGACAAAAGUCAUGGCAACUCCACCCGAGCCUGGCCAAAUGUCACUAGAUAAACCACCAAGCUUACUGAGGUCUGACUCCUCUUCGAAGCCAUUAGAGAAUAAAUCUUCGGCUUCUGCAAGUCUCCAGCACAUGGAAGGAUUCCUAGAAAAGAGAGACCAGCUCCUCCCAGGAAGACAACAGCCAGGCUCAAGGUCUUGGAAAUCCUUCUAUGCAAAACUUGAUGGAUUAAAGCUUGAUUUCUACAAUGAUGAAAAAGACGCAUCUAAGAACGUACCCGCGCUCCUGUCCGUCAGCAUUCCCGGUGCCAAAUGUGAGAGACUGGUAAAUUACAUCAGGAAAGAGAACGCCUUCAUGCUUCGGCUGAGAGAUGGGGCAGAGUAUUUCCUUGCAGCACCUUCUCAGAGACUGCUGGAGGACUGGCUGCAAUCUCUGCAGAAUAACAUAGGACAAAGUAACAGACCACAUUCCACAACGAUGCUGCAGCCUUUCACUCCAAACAGAGAGACCUCCCAGACCAGACUGUGGGACUUUGCAGACAGAGACUCUGCUGAAAGACUGACCACCAAAAGCUCACUCCCGAGGAGAACACCUUCCUUCAAAAUCAAACCAGAGAGAGAGUCUGCGGAAUUUUCCAGAGCUUUUAAGGACGAUGGGACUGCAGCGACACGAGCCUCCACCACCCCCCUGAGCCAACAAACCGGUAAUCAAACAAAACCACUUCUGUCGCUACUAGAAGCACGAAGAGAAAAAUGACAUUUGCCCCAAUGAAUAGCAAACCCUUCACCACUAUAUCUUAAUCCAGCCAUUUCCUCUGGAAAUGAAUUGAUACGUUUCACGUUAAUUACUACCCUUGGAACUUCUUUUAAUUAUGUAUAAAAAUCUAGUAAAACCAUGAAAUGUAAUUAAACAGGACCGCAUCUGGUAUGCUUUUGUGUAUAUGACAACUCUGUCAUUGAUUGUAUACCCUGAGUGGUAUCUACUCCAAGUGACCUCAUGGAAGAGGGAAGAGC
Messenger RNA from Calidris pugnax (ruff), 12569 nucleotides. RefSeq names its product spectrin beta chain, non-erythrocytic 5-like. NCBI's taxonomy places the organism in Eukaryota, Metazoa, Chordata, Aves, Charadriiformes, Scolopacidae. Gene Ontology annotation, cellular component: cell projection; plasma membrane; cell junction. The record is from RefSeq and is a predicted model, not a curated record. Gene Ontology annotation, biological process: actin cytoskeleton organization. Gene Ontology annotation, molecular function: phospholipid binding; actin filament binding. Bases 1 to 12312 code for a protein of 4103 amino acids. The transcript has 76 exons.